UCAACUAUCCGGUGUAAUUCUAUGUUUCAGCUUGCUCAGUAGCUAAGGAAACAUUUCUCGAAAUUUCUUACAUCUGGUUUUCAGAUAAUUGCUUUUAGUGAUUUAUAAGGACGAUGGAUAAGCCUCAGAUUAUUUUACACGUUCAAAAGUCAUUAAAUUAUACAAUAUUUGACGCAAAAUGGAUUCCGUGUAGUGCAAAGUUUAUUGUGCUAGGAAAUUAUGCGAGGGGUACGGGUGCUCUGCAGAUUUAUGAAGUUUCCCAUGGAGACAUUACUCUUGUCAAAGAGGCAGAGAAAUCAAAGGCUUUCAAAUGUGGAACAUUUGGUGCAUCAAGUUUACAGCAAAGAAGUUUAGCAACUGGUGAUUUUGAAGGAAAAUUAGCCAUAUGGAAUCUGGAAGCAUUAGAGGUUCCAAUCUACUCAGUUAAGGCCCACAGUGAGAUUAUCAACUGCAUAGACGGUGUUGGAGGGCUUGGCAUUGGUGAGGGAGCACCGGAGAUUGUCACCGGAAGCAGGGAUGGCAGUGUGAAGGUAUGGGAUCCACGUCAGAAGAAUGAUCCAGUUGCAACAAUGGAGCCUGGUGAGGGAGAGACAAAAAGAGAUUGCUGGACUGUGGCUUUUGGCAAUGCGUACACUGCCCACGAGCGAUGUGUGUGUGCAGGCUAUGACAAUGGAGAUAUCAAGCUGUUUGACUUGAAAACCAUGUCUCUGCGAUGGGAAACUAAUGUCAAAAAUGGGGUCUGCCACAUGGAGUUUGAUCGCAAAGACAUCAACAUAAAUAAACUGGUGGCAACAACACUGGAGUCCAAGUUUCAUGUAUAUGAUACCCGAACCCUGCAUCCAACAAAGGGUUAUGCAUCACUAACUGAAAAGGCACACAAGUCUACUAUAUGGCAAGUAAAGCAUCUACCUCAGAACAGAGAUGUUUUUAUGACAUGUGGAGGAAAUGGAACUGUGAAUCUCUGGAAAUAUAACUACCCCGCAAGCCGUGUGAUGCAGGACAGUGACAAGGUGGAUAUGGGCGUGGCAGGAACAUUACAGCUUGUGCAAAACACGGUGCUCUCUACCCAACCAAUCAGCUCCUUUGACUGGAGUCCCGACAAGGAGGGCCUCUGUGUGUGCACGUCCUUUGACCAGAUGCUCCGCGUGCUCAUUGUCACACGACUAAAACAGCUUGGAUAGUGGCUGAUUUUCAUGUUUUUAAUGUUUCAUGUUAUUUAUUUUUAAAGUGAGAUAUGAAUCAGGUCCAAGAACACUACUGACAUUUUUAGCAUAUCGAAGCGUUAGUACUUUAUAUUGAAGCAACACAAGUAAACACUGAAUAUAUUUUUAAUAUUUUCAUUUGUCAAUAUUUUGAGAGUUGAAUUUUAAAAUUGAGAACUUGAAAGGUGUCCAUGGCGCAUAAUUACACAAUUUUAGAGUCUCACAUAUAGAUCUAUGGUAACAAUUACUAAUAUUAAACACACAGAAUGUCCAUGCAACCUGAUACAUAACACUACCUGACAAUAUCCAUUGCUGUUGAAUCUGCUGUUAUGAUGGGAGUAAUAAGUAUAUUGCCUUAUGUAUAUAAGUGAUACUUUUCUUCUUACAGAGUUUUUACUGUACAGUUAUUUAAAUUUAACUCAACAUUUAAUAUACACAAAUAAUAUAAUUAUUAAGUAUGGUUAUAUUUAUAUGCAAAUGCAGACAACAUAAAAUGUACGAUAUAUGUUAGCUUAAUGCUACAUGUAUAUUGUUUUUACUUCAUAAUAUGAAUCGCUACACAUCUCAUAAAUUAUAUAUAGAGCCAUAGUGGUUUCAGUCUAUAUCAUGCAAAAAAUAUUGCAAUAUUAUUCCAUUUGCAUUUUGUGUAACAUACUAUGCAGUUUCAUAUGUGUUGUCUGAUUAUGGAAGCACAUAUUGCUGUUGAUGGAAAAUGUGUUCAUAGAAGAAAUUUUAAAUCAUAAACAUUUCAGUUUGA
Molecule: messenger RNA, 1959 nt
Organism: Dreissena polymorpha
Lineage: Eukaryota; Metazoa; Mollusca; Bivalvia; Myida; Dreissenidae
Product: dynein axonemal assembly factor 10-like
Exons: 8
Coding region: 114-1181 (355 amino acids)
Molecular function (GO): ubiquitin binding
Source: RefSeq, a predicted model, not a curated record